AUGCUGGCUAGUCCAAGACUAACUAACUGGGGGAAAGCAUCUGGUUUAUUAAACUAUGGCAACCAAUGGAAAGGACAGCGUAAAGUGAUGCAUGAAGUACUCCAGAAGAAGGCGCUCAAAAUAAUGUGGCCGGCCAUUGUUAAACACACCUGGUUGCUAGUUCUACGGAUUUCUGAUACUUGUGGAUUGCAGUCCAAGAUUGCACAUGCGGUAGGCGCUGUUAUUCUACAAUCUGCGUAUGGGUACAAGGCCACUGAAGCAGGAGAUCCCAUGAUUGGCAUAGCCAGAGCGGGUAUGCAAGGUUUUAGUGAUGCAUCAAUGCCCCCUGACUUCCUUGUAAAUAUAUUCCCAUGGCUCCAGUACGUCCCUUCAUGGUUCCCUGGCGCCAGUUGGAAGCGACAGGCAAUAGCUUGGAGCAAAGCUCGUGAAAGCUUGAUAAAUAUACCUUUUGGGUGGACCAAACAACAAAUGGUUAAUGGCACGGCUCUGCCUUCCGCUCUUGGCUCCCUUUUAGCCAGGCUGGCAAACAAUGGAUCCGUAACAGACCAAAAGGAGGAAGAGGAUGGAAUCAAAUGGGCAAUAGGAUCGCUAUAUGCAGGUGCAAUAGAGACGACAACUUCGACUAUCUUGAUUUUUAUCCUUGCCAUGAUACACAAUCCGGAUAUACAAGUAAAGGCUCAGCAAGAAUUGGAUACUGUUGUUGGCAAUCAACGCCUUCCCGAAAUGCAAGAUCAAGAUGAUUUACCUUACAUAGGUCGUGUUGUCAAGGAGGUAUUUCGCUGGCGACCAGUAGGACCGUUAGGAGUUCCGCAUGUGUGCGCCAAAGAUGAUGUGUACAGGGGAUAUUUCAUUCCCAAAGAGGCCGUUGUAAUGGGAAACAUCUGGGCAAUGUGUUCCAAUCCCGAGACAUACCCCAACCCUGAGAAAUUCGACCCAGACCGGUUCAAAAUCCCAACGACACCAGACCCUCCCACGUUUGGUUUUGGAAGACGCAUCUGUCCGGGCCAGGAGUUUGCCGAUGCGUUCUUAUUUUUGGCCGUUGCUACAACGCUGUCUAUUUUGAACAUCAGACCCGCCAAAGAUAGUCAAGAAAACAACAUCAUGCCGGAGACAAAGCUAACCGGAAAUUCUCUUAAGGUUCCCUUUGCCCUUUCAGUGCACUAUGGAACUACGCUGUGA
Molecule: messenger RNA, 1179 nt
Organism: Rhizoctonia solani
Lineage: Eukaryota; Fungi; Basidiomycota; Agaricomycetes; Cantharellales; Ceratobasidiaceae
Product: cytochrome P450 family protein
Exons: 12
Coding region: 1-1179 (392 amino acids)
Molecular function (GO): monooxygenase activity; heme binding; iron ion binding
Source: RefSeq, a predicted model, not a curated record